Hyaloperonospora brassicae is the source of this 2217-nucleotide messenger RNA. NCBI's taxonomy places the organism in Eukaryota, Oomycota, Peronosporomycetes, Peronosporales, Peronosporaceae. The record is from the annotation of a GenBank genome assembly.
AUGGGUCCGACCCCUUUGACAGAGAGCUCUGCUGCUGGUGGAUCGCCCCGCGUGCUGCAGCGCCGUCUCGUGCGCGCGCUCGCUGGCGCUGGAUCGGGAGACGUCGUCGCGCUUGUGCAGGAGCGCGUGCACUCGACGAGUGUGGGAGCAGAAGCUGCGUUUACGUUUCUCUUGCAGGUGAUCGAAGAACUGGACGAUGCGAUUGAGGAGUUUCUGCCUUCUCGACCACACUCCGAGCCACUGGUUCAUGACGACGAAGUGGAGCUCGGCAUGCUCUUGUCCACUGCGUCUUUGGCCGUUCGAUACGUGACAGAGAAACAAGCGAUGACGCCGUUGUUGCAGCGUUACCGCGACGCAUUCAAAAAGGUGCUGCGCUAUCCAGAAUGGACGCAUGAAAGCUACAGCGGACUGAAAGCGGUGGCGCUGAUGGGGACGACGCGAGUGCUCGAGUCGUUUGGCAACGACGUUCCAGCGCCGGACGUGAUGCGGCAACUGAGAUGGCUCUUCUCGCUGUAUCAAGAUACAAGUUUGUCCGAUACAGAGCUCGCACAGCGUCUGAAUACACUGCUACGCCCGGCGUGCGAGUACGUGGCUGUGGCAUUGCAGACCCACGUGUCUGCUCGGGAUGUGAUCUUUACAGAGGUCCUACCGCACCUUGUGGCGCUGCUGAUCAAAGAAGGAGCGGACACGCAAGAGACGGCAGUCGCUGAAGUCGUCAAAGUGGACUUGGCGUCGACUGUAGCCGUGCUAUUGGAAGCCAAAGGACCGUACACGUCUCGGAAUGCGUUUGCAUUGCUGACGCUGCCUGAGUUUGUGGAGGAGAUGGAAGCAGAUGAAGCAAAGGUCGUAGAUAGCAUCGACAUGUUUGCUACAGCAGCUCAGGCCACGACAGAUCGACUGGAAAGUGUUGACGAGGAAACAAAAAAGCUCUCAGCUACUGCUGCUGCCAGAGAAACGGACGAGGAAUGCUGUCGGGUGCUCUGUUCUUGGCUAGCAGUAGGUACUCGGAGAAUGGUAGCAGCUCAAGCGCUUGCUGUGAUGUACCGUACCAUUGCAAGUGGCUCUGGGAUCGACAAUGGAGCUGCGCGUGUGAUAGCACAUACUACGCCUUUGGAAGAGAUGACAAGAGCACUGGACGAUGCCAGUCUGACCCGACUGCCGGAUUUCGACUUUGUCAAUGCACUCCUCGAGUCGAUUCGAGACAUUUGUCUUUGCCAGCAUCAGCUCGCUACAUCCACGCUCGAAGGAUUGUACAAGGCACUGAUUGUCGUGAUGCCUCGACUCGAGACAGCAUUGACCGUAUUCGCCAAGGAACACUCGAGCGAGCGACGUAGUGCCAAGCGAUUGUGCUCAACGAUUCGACGUACACUUGUGGAGACGUUCCUCUCGUGGCUUCACCAUCCAGACACGGCCAAGUUGCUUGCACUUCAGGUUGACUUUUUGCAUAACGUGGCUGGAACACUUGCUGAUCCGCGCGUGUAUGGUGACGUACUGGCUGUUCUUCGUGGGUCGACGGUACCCGAAGGUCGGACAGAGUACCUCUCGGGCCGACAAGUUGCGGUUGUGACGCUUUGCCAAGCAAUGCAUCAACUCGAUCGGUAUUCCCAAUCCACGACAAACCGUAUUGUCUCAGGCCUCACUCGCGUUGCAGCAGCAUGUCGCGAAGAUGUCCAGUCGCUCGCAAAUGAGCUCGUACUGCCUCUGCUUCCCUCUAUGCUCGACGGAUCGCAGUGGGGAAAGUUCUUGCGCCUUCGGACGGAAGCCGUCGCAACUGUUCUUGUCGGGUGUGCUGCAAGUGAUGACUUUGAGGUCGCCCACCACUCGUGGAUCAGCGAGUUCAUUCAGUUUCUGCUCGAACCGAUCGUGUCGUCCGAGAACGUGCAUUCGUUCAUGGUCUUGUGUGGCUUAGUCCGUGCCGAGCGCAAACUGCUGCUCCAUGUCGCGUCGUUUUGCAUGGCGCAUCCGCACACAGUGAAGCAAACGUUGCGUGACCCGCUGGUUCGAUGGCCACUCUACGAAGAAGAUGUGGACCUCGUUGUUGUCACGCUUGACCUGUUCGAAGCGCUGCUCAGCGUCAAGACCCUGCGAGCUUCGGUGGAUGUGGACGUGAUCUAUGCUACGAUCUUGCAGCUUUCGGAGAACGCAGCAAGCGAAGGUCUGGACUCGAUCACGAUGGCAUGCAAGCAACUGAUGGAGUCUCUGGGGUCGCAGGUCUGA